AUAGAUACACUAAACACAUGAUCAUUAUUCCCUAGAUUAUUCAAAUCCAAUGACUCUAUGAAGUGGCUAAACAACUUAGGAAAACAAUUCCUUCACCCCCACACGCAUGGAAGAAUUAAGAAUAGUCAGUAAUGUGCACAAACAAAAGCAACAACAGUAAACCCACCUACAAAACCUUGCUCAUUUCUUUGAUUCUCUCCUUUUUUUUUUCCACUUUUACGCGUCGCAACAAUUUUCAAAAACCCCCAUUUCAAUUUCAACCACCAUUUUCAUAUGCUUGUAAAAAUCUUCAAUUCAUCGUGUACACUACUUAACCUAAAGAAGUUUUCAAAUUUAGCUGAAUUUCUCACCGGAUUUUUCGCCGGGAUUUCUGGAGCUCUACCCUAAUUUUCAGCUGGGUAGUUUUGGUAAGCUGGCUAAGCAAGGAAAUGGGUAUGGACAUGAUGGUAUUGUGUCCCAGACAUGCACUUGGCAAUCGACGAAAAUUCGCAGUUGGGUACUAGUGCAGUUGUUCACUUGUUGCUUUAUUUGCUUGGUUGAUCUGUAACAAACACUUGGCAAUGAGUAUCGUCAAACAUCAUCAGAAGUUAGACAUUUUAAGCUUAAAUAACUUGGUGAUUGGAGUGUACCUGCUCAACUCGACUCUUAUGCCUAAGCUCUUGAGAUCUCUUGGAGAUGCCAAAUUCAAUGGAGCUAACUAAGCAUGACAUAGAUGUUGGGCCUGCUAUGCAAGACGACAGUGAAUUUGUUAGUCUGGUGACAUCUGCUAUUACAAAGAGGCCUGAAGCUUCAACCUUACAUUCUCAGGCUGAAACAAGAUCAGAAUCCUUCAUCUGGUGGAUCAAAAUCUUGAUCUCCUCCAUUAGUGCUGUAGCAGUUGUCCUCGUACUGUUAAAAUGGGGAGUUCCUUUCCUUUUUGAGAAGGUUCUUGUUCCAAUGAUGCAAUGGGAAGCCACUGCCUUUGGCCGUCCGGUUCUUGCUGUGGUCCUUGUUACUUCCCUAGCAAUCUUCCCUGUAUUUCUGAUUCCUUCUGGCCCAUCCAUGUGGCUUGCAGGCAUGAUCUUUGGUUAUGGUCUUGGUUUUGUGAUAAUCAUGGUUGGAACUACUAUUGGAAUGAUUCUUCCCUAUUUACUUGGAUUGCUCUUCCGGGAUAGAAUCCAUCAAUGGUUGCAAAGAUGGCCGGAUAAGGCUGCUAUGCUUAGGCUUGCUGCCGAAGGUAGCUGGUUUCAUCAGUUCCGUGUGGUGGCACUCUUUAGGGUUUCACCAUUUCCCUAUACUAUCUUCAACUACGCAGUUGUGGUGACAAGUAUGACGUUUUGGCCUUAUCUAUGGGGAUCAAUUGCAGGGAUGGUGCCAGAAGCUUUUCUUUACAUCUACACUGGGAGACUGAUAAGGACGUUUGCAGAUGUCAAGUAUGGGAAUCAUCAUCUAACAUGGGUGGAGAUUGUGUACAAUGUUAUUUCAUUCAUCGUGGCAAUAAUUACCAUUGUUGCGUUUACUGUAUAUGCCAAGAGAGCCUUCGAAGAACUUAAGAGGGCAGAAGCUAAGGAGGAUCGAGAAGAAGAAACCUCUGUUACCCGGAUACAGAUGGAGACGCUUUCCCUCGAGAGACCACCCAGAUACAUGGUGGUCUGAUUAACUUUAACCUGAUUUAGGUUUAGUGCUGUAAAUAAGUUGUUGCUGUUCCUAGGUGGUAUCAUUUAGGUUACCUAAUUGGAGUAGAAAAGGUUUGUACAUCAUCAUAUUCAUAGGAUUUUAUGAUCAUAUAUCCUUGCUUGCUUCCACCCUCUUGGCCUCCUUGUUCAGAUGAAAACCUGGAAGUUUUUUGCUUUUCCAUACAUAAUAAUUUGAUCAUUUUUUUCACCA
Messenger RNA from Beta vulgaris subsp. vulgaris (sugar beet), 1866 nucleotides. RefSeq lists its product as uncharacterized. The transcript is spliced from 6 exons. The record is from RefSeq and is a predicted model, not a curated record. Lineage: Eukaryota; Viridiplantae; Streptophyta; Magnoliopsida; Caryophyllales; Amaranthaceae. Bases 676 to 1635 code for a protein of 319 amino acids.